Oryzias latipes (Japanese medaka) is the source of this 1922-nucleotide messenger RNA. RefSeq names its product tropomyosin 4a (gene tpm4a). The record is from RefSeq and is a predicted model, not a curated record. Lineage: Eukaryota; Metazoa; Chordata; Actinopteri; Beloniformes; Adrianichthyidae.
GCUCAUAGCUCUCUCCGGUGCUCACAGCGCCUCAGUGCUCCUCAAAACCAGGACCAAACUCCGGAGGUUUCGUUCCAUCGGUCUCCCGUCAGACCCGGAGAUCACCUGGACCCUCACACCUCCACGUCUGCUCUCUUUUUGCUGCUCUUGAGUCACUUUCUUCACAUUCCAGAAACUUCGGAACUUCUUCUUCUUGGAACACUUCACGUGAUUUUCUUUUUUUUUUAUCGCAGUUUUCCCGUCAUCACUUCACCCAUUUAGCAGCUGCGCACUUUUUCUUUGCACAACCAAGAAUUAUAGUCUUAUUUGUAGGAUUUUUUUUUUAAAUAAAAGCGUUAAAAUGGCAGGCAUGAACUCUCUGGACGCCGUGAAGAGGAAGAUUCAGUGUUUGCAGCAGCAAGCCGACGAAGCGGAGGACCGAGCGGAGUCUCUACAGAAAGAGUUGGACAAUGAACGGGAGCUCCGAGAGAAAGCUGAGGGGGAUGUAGCGGCUCUGAACCGUAGGAUCCAGCUGGUGGAAGAGGAGUUGGACCGCGCCCAGGAGAGGCUGGCCACAGCGCUGCAGAAGCUGGAGGAGGCGGAGAAGGCUGCAGACGAGAGCGAGAGAGGGAUGAAGGUGAUAGAGAACAGAGCCAUGAAGGAUGAGGAGAAGAUGGAGAUCCAGGAAAUGCAGCUGAAGGAGGCCAAACACAUCGCAGAGGAGGCCGACCGAAAAUACGAGGAGGUGGCCCGUAAGCUGGUGAUUUUGGAGGGCGAUUUGGAGAGGGCCGAGGAACGGGCCGAGGUCUCAGAAAGUAAAGCCAGCGACCUGGAGGAGGAGCUCAAGAACGUGACCAACAACCUCAAGUCCUUAGAGGCCCAAGCUGAAAAGUACUCAGAAAAAGAGGACAAGUACGAGGAGGAGAUCAAAGUUUUGACUGACAAACUGAAGGAGGCUGAAACCCGUGCAGAGUUUGCCGAGCGGACGGUGACCAAACUGGAAAAGUCCAUCGAUGAUCUGGAAGAGAAAUUGUCGCACGCCAAAGAGGAAAACGUGAGCAUGCACAAAGUCCUGGACCAGACCCUGCAGGAACUGAACAGCUUAUAAACCCCCCGAGGAGGAGGAGGAGGAGCCAGUCGCCAUCAUUCCCUUAAAUGUUCGACUCCAUUCCACAUAUGUAAAGCUCCCCACGGAAAGCGGGGUUUUUAACUUAAUGCUCGUCCCUUAAUGUCUUUUUGUUUUUAAGAGUAUGGGGGCAUGUUUGUUUUUUGUUUUAACAUCCAGCUGUGAUUAGAUUCUUUCCACUUUGUCACCCGGAGGGGACUAAAGCAAUAAAUCGGCCCAAAGACCCCCCCCCCCCCCCCCCCCCCCCCAAUCAGCUCCAUUUUUUACGUCUACGUCAUCAUCGCCCCGACCGAUGGCUUUGAUUCACACACGUUGUUCCGCUCUGAGAUGUUUUUGGGGGAUUUCUGAGCGAAGGUGCAGCAGGAAAACCCCUGAAAUCAGCUCAAACCCUGGUGGGUCAGACGCUCGGCGGUCCUGACGGAAGCGUCUGGGUCGCACGGCGUCUGCGGCGUGAGUGAGACGUCCCGUCCGUUUGAAGGGGACUCUGCACGUUUACAUCGACCCGCCAUGUGAGACGGACCCCGCACCCCUCCGUCCGUCAUUCUAGUAGAACCCCGACCCGCCAGAAGACUCACUCUAGUUUUUAUCAGUCACAAUAAAUAUUGUACAUAAUAGAAAACCAUGUUAGAAAGUGGAGGUUUUUUCAAUUUUUAUUUUAAAGACACUUCCUUCUGCCAGGGAAGCUCUAAAGACCAAAGAACAGAAACGGACGACUCUUCAAAGAUUUUAUUUUUGUUGGUGAUGGUCAUUCUGACUAUGAAACGUUUCAUUCAACUCCCCCUUCAUGUCGAUUUAAUAAAUGUUUUGCAGAAGUCUG